AUGUAUGAAAAAGGAGUGUUUUUACCAAUACAAAUCGUGCAUGAUGUGAACAAUGAUCCACCUUCACUGCAGUUAUUGCUAGAGAAUUGUUUAAAAAGUGAAGCGGUUGAACAUAUUUGUCCUCGAUGCAAUGAAAAAUACGCCACUAUGAGUCAUGAAUUUCGAAGUCUUUCAAAAUGCUUGAUCAUCUUUCUGAAGCGUUAUGAUUUCAAGCAAUCAACAUCAAGAAGAGCACAAAGGAAAUUGAAAGAUGCAGUGAAUCUUUCAAUGUAUAUUCGUUUAAUUUCUUAUGACAUAAAACAGUCUGAGCUUAAAAAUUGUUUUAACAGCAUUCUUCCUAUCGGCAGCACUAUUAGUGAUGAUCAAAUGUCUUUUGUUAUGGAAACACCUCCGAAUGGAGUAAUUUCAUAUGAUUCCAAUAGUUCAGAAAAUGUAAGUCUCUGCUGAAUUCUCACUUAUCUUGGGGGAUUAUUAAUCUCCUCGAUAAAUACUACAAAAUUCUCAGUCAUUGCAUAUGAUUCCAGUGCUGACAAAAGACUGGACUAUUUGACGUUAUUCUGCUUACCGCGACCUGAUUUUUGUGAACGUAGCUGUGCUGAAUUAAAUAUUCGCUAUCGUUCUUUGGCAGUUCGGCAUGAGCCGAAACCUCUUUUCUGUAAAAGUGUACCUUCGAACACUGCAUCUGUUGUAGCAGAUGGAAACUGUCUCUUUCGCUCGAUAGCGCUUUACUUAUCAGGGAGUGAUGAGGAGCACUUGAUCGUUAGGAAAAAUGUAGUGAAAUUUGAAGAGAAGUAUGAUGAUCAACUUCGUGAAGUGAAUCACUUUUCGCUAGCUGACUGGAAAGAACAUACAAAGAAAAUGACAAAUGAUGGCGAAUGGGCGACAGAAAUCGAACUUUUCGCUCUUGCUGCUUUAUUAGAUGCUGAAAUUUGGACAUUUUUGAAUGGUAAAUGGCUUCGGUAUAGGCCACUGUAUACAGUUGGAAAGGAUGGCAAAUUCCAUAAGUUGCCGAUUCAAAAAUAUGAUGACAACGGAAAGGAUGCCAUUUUCCUCAUUAAUGAAAAUUUUCAUUACAAACCAGUUCUUGACAUUAUUUCGAAUGGUGCAAUAUGUGAUUAUCAGCUUGCCGCAGUUAUCAGUCAUAAAGGGAAUGGUCCAAGUAACGGACAUUAUGUAUGUGAUGUGAGAAACCUAAACAAAAACAUCUGGAUGCAUUUCGAUGAUAGUCAUGUUGAAGAGAGAACAGAAGCAGAGGUUAUAUCUGAAUGUGUCAAGGAUGGCUAUAUAUUCUUUUAUGUUGCCGGUACCUUCUUCCAAACUUCUUUCAAAAUCUCCUAA
This is a messenger RNA of Cercopithifilaria johnstoni, 1338 nucleotides long. The record is from the annotation of a GenBank genome assembly. Lineage: Eukaryota; Metazoa; Nematoda; Chromadorea; Rhabditida; Onchocercidae.